Seriola dumerili (greater amberjack) is the source of this 4183-nucleotide messenger RNA. RefSeq lists its product as uncharacterized. The transcript is spliced from 10 exons. Gene Ontology annotation, molecular function: protein dimerization activity. The record is from RefSeq and is a predicted model, not a curated record. Lineage: Eukaryota; Metazoa; Chordata; Actinopteri; Carangiformes; Carangidae. The coding region runs from base 1 to 3150 and encodes 1049 amino acids.
AUGAAUCGGAAUCGGUUGUCUCAGCGUUUCUACAUAGGACCUUACCGCAUCUGCCCAGUUGCCAAGAUCUUCAUGCGGAAGCCCAGUGGCUCCAUUGUCACCUAUAGGGUACACAUCAGUAAACCAUCAAAAGCCAGUGAUUAUGAGGAGGAUGAAUUUGAUGACAGUGAUGAGGAAAAGGUUGCCAAUAAAAGCUUUGAUGGAGACAUCAAUGCAGAGGCGGAAGAUGGUCAAACUGAAGAGUCAGAGAUGCAGUUUGGAGUCACACCCUUCCUAAGCGGAGUUCUACCCGCCGGCAGACUGAGAGCCAGGACCAAACCUGUUGGCUGCCAAGUAAAUGGACUUAUACAGGUAAAUGGCAAAUGCUACAAUCAGGCAAGACUGUUGCUGGGGAACAUGGGAUCUCUACAUCCAGCUAACCGCCUUGCAGCAUAUGUCACAGGCCGACUGCAUACUCCUGUCGACACUGUUCAUAAAGUCUCUAAGAAACCACAGUCUAUGCAAAAAAAUGACACUCCUGGUACUCUGCGCAUAAAGGCUGCAGGCACAGUGGUCCCUCCAAUUGUCAGUGCAAGGAGAACCACUGAUCUGAAGACACCAACACAAGCACCAGUUCACUUCCAGCCUGACUCCUGGAGAAAAGGAUUCACCACAUUGCCGCAACAUUCACAAAACUCCUCCAUCAUUAACCCUGUCCAGUCAUUCAUCUCGAGCCAACUCAGCUUGGUCAGUCCCUUCCAGAACAGCUCCACGUCCUCGCCUGUUUCGCUGACAGUCUCCCCCUCGCUGAAAACCCCCAGCUUCCUGGGACAGAGUGGGACCUAUUCAUUCAGGAUCUGCCCUCCAACCAACCAGAGCACGGGGGCCCAGAACCUACCAGGAGUUGCCUUGCCUGGGGGCUUCACUCUCAUUCAACUCCCAAAACCUGGAGCUGAUGGAGCUGCACAACGACCAGAAACUGUGAACACCUCAGACAUAGCUGCUGUGGAUAAAGCCCCGCCACAAAGAGAUGCUUUGUUUAAUUUUGGCCACUUAGCUGCUAAUUUGGAUGCUAAUUGGCUUGGUGAGGACACUCUUAAUGAAGGUAAAGACCUGUCCAACAGCAUAUCAGUGGAGCCUGGCCACUCGUCUGAGCUGAUAUGUGAUGAGAAGAUGCCUUCAGAUGAGAGUGAUGAAGCCAACAGUAGGCAGGUGGAGUCAAACCUGGAUAUCGCUUCAGAGGACUUAAGCUCUGACUCAUCAGACUACUGUGGUGACGAAGAUGAGGAGCCAGUGGAUAUCGAGACUGUGGAGGAAGCAAGACAAGAAAUGGCAAUUGCUAAAAUGAGGGAAGCUGUUAGGAAAACAUUACAGGAGUCACGAGAUUCCAGUGAUGAUUUUGGAUCCGCGAGGGACCUCAGGAUCCAGGAUCAAAUGGACAACGAAGAAGGUGACGCCAAGGACAAAAAGAGGCGAAAGAACCACACAGUGCUAGAACGGCAAAGACGCUCUGAACAGCGGGACCUCUUCGACAAACUCCAGACUGUCCUCCGGAGUGACCCCAGGGCCCCCAGGCUCCGCCUCCUCUCACUGGCUCUAAAGGAAAUCCAAAACCUGGUUGAGACCUCCAGAUGUCUGGAGGAGAAGAAGAGGAAGCUGACUGAGAUGCAGUCUGUCUAUGUGAAGGAGCUUUCUCUUUUGUCUGGAAAGUCUGAGAACCUGAUUAAAAACAAGCUGAAGGAUAUCUGCCAGAGGCAGAAAAUGAGAGAGAAGACAAUGAAAUGGAGGCCUAUCUUUUCCCAUCUACUCCAGUCCAGAGCGGCUCUCCUACAAGCCAAAAAUCCCCAGUCCAUGUCAAAGCCCAUGCCCCUGUUACAGCCUGACUUCCUAAUGGCUUCAUCUGCAGCCCAAAACAAUGUACACCAGGUGAUGUCUCUGCUUCAGCCUAAUGUACACAGGGCUCAAUCCAGUGCACAGGCGCCCGUGCCCCUUCCCACCCACACGUCCAAGUUUGAGGACCAGCAGGAAGCGACUGGAGCUCCAGCCCAGGACACCCAGUCUCAGGUCCCAACAGUUCCAGCUUCCCCUCAGGUCACAGCAGCUCAGGAUGGAACCUCACCCGUGUCCUCAACACCCAAUUCCCAAAACCCCUCUGCUCCCCCUCCACAGCCAUUUACUCUUCCUCUGAUUCGCUCGAAGACCGGCAGACUCAUACUUCCCUCAUCUCUGAAACCACUUGGUCAAGGCUUCUACACACUCAUGUUUAUGGAAGCCAAGCAGAAGGGAGAAAAGGGAGAGGUUAGCACUUCAGCUAACAUGCAGCGUUGUGACGUGGCCUCCAAGAACCAGGAUAACAGCUUUUCUGCAUCUGACCACCCCUCCGACUCAGAAAGCAGCCGUAUUUUGGAGGAGGACAAAACUACACCUUCAAAUUCUGAUCCAAAGCGUUCACAUACAACAGCCCCCCUGUCCGGGCCUGCCUUCAUUAACAAAUCAAACCAUCGGCCUUCAGCUGAUGUAGAGAACAGACAGGAGGGGGGCACGGUCGCAGGUUUGAACAAAGCACAGGCGGCUGCCUGCUUGAGUUUUAACCGUGUGGGUCAGGUUCCUCCUUCAGCCAAGGAUGAACCAGCUCCUAACCCUCCUGAAGUCCGGCGCCGCAGGGGCAGGCCUCGAAAGAACCCUCUUCCCCCUGUUAGUGAAAACGAAAAACGUACUGUGGUAGAAGAGACCAGGAAAAGUGUCAGUGUAAGUGAAGCAGUUAUUCUGGUUGAAAAGAGAAAAAGUGAAAAAAAAUCUUUGGAUGUGACCGAGACACGAGCUGAGGACACCCCAGUAAUGGUCAGUGGCGUAGCAGAUAACCCUGUUCCCGUGAAACGAGGCAGAGGAAGGCCUCCGAAGAAGAGCAGGGCUCACUCGUGGCGGCCGGUUUUACGAGAAGAAAGCAGUCCGUCUAAAUCCAACGAGGACAGUCCUGUCAGACCCUUGUGCCAUUUUAAAAGCCGUGAUAUGAAACCUAACGCAGACCCCGCAGCAUCCGCCUUGCCUGGAAAUAUAAAAACAUCUCGGCCAUUAACGCGAGGAGCUUUGGGAAAGGACUUCCCCAGUGCCAAGAAACGCUCCUGGAUUGAUAUAGAAAAGGAACUGGAACCAGAGCUUGAAUAUGAAUAGUUCUCAUAUCUUCCCGUCGCUACAAAAGCCAAUGCACACGGAUGUUUAACCUCAGUUAGUCUCACACUGAAACCUCACACCUCUCUGAGGCAGCUGUAUUUCUCCCAGCAUCAUCCACCCAGUCUUACUUAUCUAGAGGAGUUUCUCUAUCCUGCUCUCUGUUUAUUUGUGUGAACAAGUUACAUAGGUCAUUGAUAGCCUCGCCAAAUGUGCCUGUGUGUAAAUCCAAAGGACCAGAGAGACCGUUAAACACUUGAAGCUGCUCUUUUCUGUAUGUUAGCACACAACUCAGUGGACUUCUUUCAUACUAUAGAGACAGGCUGUUUUCUGCUAUGAAGAUAUAAGAGAAAGCAUUAAGUGACCUGCUGAAUGUAUGAAUAGAAUUUAUGCUAACUCCCACAAUCAUUUUUGGUGUUUUCUUCUAUGAAUGUCACCUACAUUCAUGUUUAUUUCUUGUCAGAAGCAUGAUAUUAAGAUUUAUUCAAAUUAUGUUGAAGUCAUUUAUUACUAAUCUGUUUUAUGCAAAUAAAAAUAAAAUUGUACAGAUUACAUUAAUUGAAUAUGUUAAGCCUUACAGUGUAAGUUAAAUAUCUGUAUCCUGAAUAGGAUCAGACAUCACACUGCAUCAUUAACUCUAUAAAGUGUAAAAGUCAACAUUUGUCCUUCCCAUUUUUAUUAAGAGCUAGCUUGGUGAAUAUUUCCUCUUUUAGAUUGUUUUUUUUUUGUCACUAACUCAGUGAAAAACAUCUACAGUAGCACUUUAUGUUUUGUUUUAGUAUGUGUUUGUAUAGUGAGAGUAAUGAUCUGUAAUUUGGGGAAUUAGUUCAAUAAUAUGCAUAAGCCUGAUGUGUCACAAGCAAUCAAGAUAAAAGCUGUUAGCCAUGUAUUAUAUCUAUAAAAAAUAACCUGUAAAUAUUGUAUUCCUUUUUUAAUUGCAAUAUAUUUUUCUCAUGGAUGAUUUUUGAAACACUGGUUGUCCUCUUACUUCAGUCAAGUUGAAAAUGUGAAAAAUCAUGUGGCCUUUGAAACCAAU